UUUGAUUUGCAUAUCUCAGAGUAUAAUAACUGUUCUUCAGCCCUCCGAUUUCAGUCCACAGCUGCAUCCAGCAACACUUUGUUUCAUCGUACGACUGUAAAACUCUGAUCCUGCAGAUAUGGAUGACAAACCAAAUCUGGCUGAAGUCACGAACUUCGACAAGACCAAGCUGAAGAAGACGGAGACUCAAGAGAAAAACCCCUUGCCCACAAAAGAAACCAUUGAACAGGAAAAGCAAGCUGAAUCAUGAAAGCGCAUCUUCCAAUAUGCACUGUACAUUCCACAAGCAUUGCCUUCUUUUUUUUCACUUCUUUUAGCUCUAUAACUUUGUAACAGAAAGUAAGUUGCAUUGUGAUGAUUGGACGAAAACAGAUGAUGGUGCUGCCCCCUUUUUACAACAAUUAAUGAAAACAACUGACACUGUCACGUUGGAGGAGCUGUCUGUCCGUCAUACCUGUCUUGGCUUUCUUUGGUCCUGUUGCUGGCACUAAAGACCUUGCAUGUCAAUGAGGGAAAAACAAGGGUGUGACCACAGGGAUCUCAUUUAACAUCUCAAUACAAUAAGAGGUCCUGUGAUCUGUAAAAUGCUUUGAAUUGGGUGCCAUUUUUUGUUGUUGAAAUGAUUUGAAUUUUUGGAAUGCACACAAUUUUGUUUUGAUAUGCAAAUAAAAUUUUAAAACAUGUAA
This is a messenger RNA of Polyodon spathula (Mississippi paddlefish), 686 nucleotides long. RefSeq names its product thymosin beta-12. The record is from RefSeq and is a predicted model, not a curated record. The coding region runs from base 119 to 250 and encodes 43 amino acids. Gene Ontology annotation, molecular function: actin monomer binding. Gene Ontology annotation, biological process: actin filament organization; regulation of cell migration. NCBI's taxonomy places the organism in Eukaryota, Metazoa, Chordata, Actinopteri, Acipenseriformes, Polyodontidae. The transcript has 3 exons. Gene Ontology annotation, cellular component: cytoplasm.